AUGGAGUCUGGGAAGGCAAUUUGGGUCUUUGGGAUACUCUUUUUCUUAUUGGCUGGUAUAGAAGCCAGUCAACUUGGUGGUGGUUUAAGGAAGUGUGGUUUCCCCGCGGUAUACAACUUCGGCGACUCAAAUUCUGACACCGGAGGACGAUCAGCUGCUCUGGGUGAGGUGCCUCCACCUAAUGGUGAAACUUUCUUUGGCAAGCCUUCUGGGAGGUUCUGCGAUGGUCGUCUCAUCAUAGAUUUGAUAGUUGAGAACUUGGGGUUGCCGUACCUGAGUGCGUAUCUGGACUCAAUCGGAACCAAUUUCAGGCAUGGUGCUAAUUUUGCGACCGGAGGCUCGUCGAUCCUACCCGGUGGCUACAGCCCCUUCAACCUAGACCUCCAGAUUUCUCAAUUCAUACAGUUCAAGUCUCGGACCACUGCUCUUUAUAAGCAACUCGGUGACCACAGUAAUCGGCCUCGGCCUCGGGACUUCUCAAAGGCUCUAUACACAUUUGACAUUGGACAGAAUGAUCUUGCCUAUGGUUUCCAGCAUACAAAUGAGGCUCAAACCAGAGAUUCCAUUCCUACUAUCCUAGAUGAGUUUGCUCGAGCAGUACAGCAACUAUACAAAGAAGGGGCAAGAGUUUUCUGGGUGCACAACACUGGUCCAAUAGGGUGCCUACCAUACAAUGAGAUAUACUACCAGCCGAAGCCUGGCAAUUUGGACAGCAAUGGGUGCGUAGAGCCACAGAAUGAGGUGGCUCAGGAGUUCAAUAGGCAGCUAAAGGACAGGGUGUCACAGCUAAGGGCAAAGCUCCCACAUGCAGCAUUCACAUAUGUUGAUGUGUUUUCAGCUAAAUACACACUAAUAAGCAAUGCAAAUAAUCAAGGCAAGCUUCUGUUAAUUUUAUCAAGUUUUGAAAAUCCAUUGGAGUUCUGUUGUGGCAGUUAUUACGGUUAUCACAUCGAUUGUGGUAAAAAAGCAAUUGUGAAUGGAACCAUCUAUGGGGCACCUUGUCAUAACCCAUCAAGAUAUAUAAGCUGGGAUGGCAUACACUACUCUCAGGCGGCCAACCUAUUGAUUGCAGAAGUCAUUCUCAAUGGCUCAUUGUCUGAUCCCCCAAUUUCAAUCAGAAAGGCUUGUCAAAAUCCUAAGAAUGCUUAG
This is a messenger RNA of Ilex paraguariensis (yerba mate), 1149 nucleotides long. Lineage: Eukaryota; Viridiplantae; Streptophyta; Magnoliopsida; Aquifoliales; Aquifoliaceae. The record is from the annotation of a GenBank genome assembly.